CCCCCAUCCGCCCCGCCAUCCCCGGAUCCGGUCCUGUGUUGUCUCCAUACGAGUACCAAUAACGGCCUACCUGGGCAGCUCGCUACCGUGUACAUUGCCCUGCUUGUCACGCGGGCUUGGGGUUAUAUAAGAGGGCGCUCUCCGCCUCGUGUCUGUGUCCGCGGCCUCCCGACGGCCGAUAGACCACUACAUCUACAUAUAAAGCCAGCUUUUCCCUCCUCUUUUCUCUUGUGUUGACUUGACUUGAAACAUCUCGCAUGAAUCUUAGAAUGCGUUGUACAGGCUCGUGUUGCUCAUCACCACAGGAUAGCACUAUGGCGAAGCAAAUCGACGUUGAGGAUGUGCUAAAGAAGCUCACACUUGUUGAGAAGGUUGAGCUACUGUCGGGCAUCGACUUCUGGCACACCAGGCCAGUCCACAGACUGGGCGUCCCGUCGGUGCGGCUGUCUGACGGGCCCAAUGGCGUGCGCGGCACCAAGUUCUUCAACAGCGUCAAGGCGGCCUGCUUCCCGUGCGGCACCGCCAUGGGCGCCACCUUCAACCUGGCGCUGCUGGAGGAGGCCGGCAAGACCAUGGGGGCCGACGCCAAGACCAAGAGCGCGCACGCCAUCCUGGGGCCGACCAUCAACAUCCAGCGCUCGCCCCUGGGCGGCCGCGGGUUCGAGUCGCUCAGCGAGGACCCGGUCGUGACCGGGCUCGGGGCGGCGGCGCUGAUCCGCGGCAUCCAGAGCACGGGGGUGCAGGCGACGGUCAAGCACUUUGUGUGCAACGACCAGGAGCACCGCCGCAACGCCUGCCAGAGCAUCCUGACGGACCGGGCCCUGCGCGAGAUCUACGCGCUCGCCUUCCAGCUGGCCGUGCGCGACGGGCAACCCGCCGCCAUCAUGACGGGCUACAACGGUGUCAACGGCACCUACUGCAGCGAGAGCGACGAGCUCCUGGGGAAGCUGCUGCGCGGCGAGUGGGGCUGGGAUGGCCUCGUCAUGAGCGACUGGUACGGCACCUACAGCACCACCGACGCGGCCGUCGCCGGGCUCGACCUCGAGAUGCCGGGCCCGUCAAAGUUCCGCGGCGAGCUGCUCAAGUUCAACGUGCAGACGGACAAGGUGCGCCGGCACGUCCUGGACGAGCGCGUGCGCGCCGUGCUCAAGUUCGUCAACAGGUGCGCCGCCGCGGGCGUCGAGGAGAACGGGCCCGAGACCACGGCCCUCGACACACCCGAGACGGCCGCGUUCCUGCGCCGCAUCGGCAACGAGUCGCUGGUGCUGCUCAAGAACGACGGCGGCGUGCUGCCGCUGAAGAGGGACAAGAAGACGGUCGUCAUCGGGCCCAACGCAAAGGUGGCGACCUACCACGGCGGCGGCUCCGCCUCGCUCGCGGCCUUUUACGCCGUCACCCCCUGGGACGGCAUUAAGGCCAAGCUCGAGAGCGAGCCGGGCUACGCCAUCGGGUCGUACUCGCACAAGAUGCUGCCGCUGCUGGGCAUGGCCACCGUCACGGACAAGGGCGAGCUCGGCAUGACGAUGCGCGUCUACAACGAGCCGCCCACGUCGUCGCACCGCGAGAUGACGGACGAGUACGUCUUCACCAAGACCGAAUUUUUCUUUAUCGACUACUACAACAAGAAGCUGCGGUCCAACCUGUGGUACGCCGACUUUGAGGGCUUCAUGGUGCCCGAGGCCGACGAGGAGUGGGAGUUUGGCAUUGUCGUGCAUGGCACCGCCAACCUGUAUAUCAACGACGAGCUCGUCGUCGACAACACCACCCACCAGCGCCAGGGCACCGCCUUCUUCGGAAGCGGCACCAUGGAGGAGAAGGGCAGGUACAAACUGUCCAAGGGCCAAAAGUACCACGUCAAGAUCCAGUUCGGCAGCGCCCCGACCUCCGAGCUCGCCAACGAAAGCGGCCUGCCCGGCCAGGGCGCGAUGCGCUUGGGCGGCUGCAGGGUCAUUGACGUCGCCUCGGAGAUCCGGCGGGCGGCCGAGCUGGCCAGGGGCGCGGACCAGGUCAUCGUGUGCGCGGGCCUCAACGCCGACUGGGAGGGCGAGGGCCAGGACCGGGCGGGCAUGGACCUGCCGCCGCCCAUGGACGACCUCAUCGCCGCCGUGGCGGCCGCCAACCCGCGCACCGUGGUGGUGAUGCAGUCGGGCACGCCCGUGCACAUGCCCUGGGUCCGCGACGUGGCGGCCCUCGUGCAGGCCUGGUACGGCGGCAACGAGACGGGCAACGUCAUCGCCGACGUGCUCUUCGGCGACGCCAACCCGAGCGGCAAGCUGCCCCUGUCCUUCCCCGUCCGCUGCCGCGACAACCCGGCCUUCCUCAACUACCGCACCGAGGGCGCCCGCGUGCUGUACGGCGAGGACGUCUACGUCGGCUACCGCUACUACGAGUUCGCCGACCGCGACGUGCUCUUCCCCUUUGGCCACGGCCUUAGCUACACCACCUUUGCGCUCAGCGGGCUCGAGGUGCGCGCCGACGAGGGUGGCCACCGCGUCGACGUCGAGGUCAACGUGGCCAACACUGGCGCCGUGGCCGGCGCCCAGGUCGUGCAGGUCUACGUGGCGCCCAAGCAGGCGGCCAGGGUCAACCGGCCGCUCAAGGAGCUCAAGGGCUUCGCAAAGGCGCGCCUGGCGCCGGGCGAGACGAGGCGCGUGGCCGUCGAGCUGGACGUCCGGUACGCGGCCAGCUACUGGGACGAGGACCGGGGCCAGUGGUGUGCCGAGAAGGGCGAGUACGAGGUCAUCGUCAGCGACAGCAGCGCCGCCGAGGAGGGCAGGACGCUCAGGGGGUCGUUCAAGAUCCCCGAGACGUUCUGGUGGAGCGGACUGUAAGCUCGGGGGCUCUCUUGGAGCGGUUAGGCUCCUUGCGUGUAUUGUUAGCAUGAAAAGCGCAAUGAGCAUGGCAUUGUUUGAUAUCCCCG
Gaeumannomyces tritici R3-111a-1 is the source of this 2920-nucleotide messenger RNA. RefSeq lists its product as hypothetical. Gene Ontology annotation, molecular function: beta-glucosidase activity. Gene Ontology annotation, biological process: glucan catabolic process. The record is from RefSeq and is a predicted model, not a curated record. The coding region runs from base 258 to 2831 and encodes 857 amino acids. Lineage: Eukaryota; Fungi; Ascomycota; Sordariomycetes; Magnaporthales; Magnaporthaceae. The transcript has 3 exons.